AAAUUUAUUUGAAAAAUCCUCCGGAGAAUAUUAAAUUCCUCCUUGGCUUCCAAGAAAAACUAGCAAGAACAAUUGUGGUUCAAUUCUUUGAUGCUUGCUUCACCAAAUGCCUAACCCCCUAAAACUUACAUUAGCACGUACACUUUUCUGACAUCUAUAUAAAGGUCGAAAGAAGAACAACCAUCAUAACAGAACUAGGAAUACUCAGCAAGCUUUUAUUCAAGUCAAAAGAUUUUACAUAGAACCAGCAGCAAACAAGCUUAUUAUAUCCUCAGCCACAGCAUUCAUCUACUUUUGUAUAGCCCCUGAUCUUGGCAACAACAAACAUACAGGAGCAGCAAAAGAUUUUCAAUCAACCGGCAGAAAUGGUGUCGCUGAGGCUGCAGAAGAGGCUAGCAGCCAGCAUUCUCAAGUGUGGAAGAGGAAAGGUCUGGCUUGACCCUAAUGAGACCAAUGACAUCUCCACUGCCAAUUCUAGGAUGGUUAUAAGAAUGCUCAUAAAAGAUGGUUUUAUUAUCAAAAGGCCUAGAAAAGUACAUUCAAGAUCACGUGCUAGAGAAGGAAAGGAAGCAAAAAGAGAAGGUAGGCACACAGGAUAUGGAAAGAGGAAGGGAACACGUGAAGCAAGGCUUGCGACAAAAGUACUAUGGAUGAGGAGGACAAGGAUAUUAAGGCGCCUUCUACAGAGGUACCGGGAAUGCAACAGAAUCGAUCGGCACAUAUAUCAUGACAUGUACUUGAAAGUCAAAGGAAAUGAAUUCAAGAAUAAGCGUGUAUUAAUGGAGAACAUCCACAAGUUCAAGGUCAAGAAAAUCAGAGAAACUUCACUGUACAAUCAGUUAAGAGCCAGGAAAGCCCACAGCAAAACUGCUGCUAUGGACCAGAAACAAUGAGAUAAAGAGAGUGAUAGCAAUGGAACCAUCAUCAUUGUCAUAAAUAAAAUCAUGUUAAUUGCAUUAAUGAAACUUCAGGCCUUAAGUUCUUCUUUGUUUCAUUCAAAUCAUUUGACUCUGUAUUCCUCUUCUUGUUACAAAGCUGAUGGACAAAUUGGUACAUAUACUAAUAAGAAUAUUAUGGACCGUACACAUGGAUUGACAACACUUAAUAUUGACAAAAAGUUUACAGGUUCAACAAUAUUGCCAAGUAAUUUGCCAGUCAAGAAAUCUAAGAACACAGAGAAAGAGAACACACGUAUGCAAACUGCACAGGCACACACACAGAGAUAAAGAAAAUGCUGUCACAACAAAACACAUGCUUUUCAAGGUAAUAAUACCUCUCAUUCUAUUGUUGCAUCAAAGAACAGUACGAUGCUAUUCCAUGG
Messenger RNA from Coffea eugenioides, 1321 nucleotides. Its product is annotated as 60S ribosomal protein L19-2-like. The record is from RefSeq and is a predicted model, not a curated record. Gene Ontology annotation, molecular function: structural constituent of ribosome; RNA binding. Gene Ontology annotation, biological process: translation. NCBI's taxonomy places the organism in Eukaryota, Viridiplantae, Streptophyta, Magnoliopsida, Gentianales, Rubiaceae. The coding region runs from base 366 to 893 and encodes 175 amino acids. Gene Ontology annotation, cellular component: ribosome; cytosolic large ribosomal subunit. The transcript has 2 exons.